AUGAUUUUAAUUGAUGCCUUUGCCUCGCUCCAAGAUCGAAAGCUAGAACCGUACUCCGCGUCUAUGGAGUGGCUCCAAAUGGCUCGUGGAGCAGGAUCAGUACUUAGUGUUGCGAUCCACGCCAUCAUCGAUGAUAAGAACGCUAAAAUCAUGGCGAUCAUAAAGGCUUCACCACAAUUAGACGACACUAAAUGCCUCUUCGCUGCAGAAAAUCGCACCCCGUUGCUCGCAACGCUUCUUAGCCGAGAACCUCCUUUGGAUAAGGAACCCUGGCUCCCGGAGACACAAGAUGCCUACGAACAAACAGUCUCAUACAUAGGCAACGCGCAGGCCGCCAUCUCCGCCAACGAGCACCCAAUGGGAAUUUGUCGACGUGUGAUGGCAUUUCCUCUUCUUGUACCCAAGAUGUUCCUCGACUUCGUUGAGCAGCACAGACCGUGA
Messenger RNA from Venustampulla echinocandica, 441 nucleotides. RefSeq lists its product as uncharacterized. The record is from RefSeq and is a predicted model, not a curated record. The transcript has a single exon. Bases 1 to 441 code for a protein of 146 amino acids. Lineage: Eukaryota; Fungi; Ascomycota; Leotiomycetes; Helotiales; Pleuroascaceae.